This is a messenger RNA of Sinocyclocheilus grahami, 1499 nucleotides long. Its product is annotated as neurexophilin-2-like. Gene Ontology annotation, molecular function: signaling receptor binding. The coding region runs from base 485 to 1288 and encodes 267 amino acids. Lineage: Eukaryota; Metazoa; Chordata; Actinopteri; Cypriniformes; Cyprinidae. The transcript has 3 exons. The record is from RefSeq and is a predicted model, not a curated record.
ACAGACGACAAACUAAAAUAUUGAGCGUUUGGUAAAAGAUCGGCUCUACUUUGGGGCUGUAUAAAACUUUAAUCAGAACUGCCAUAAACAAGAAGACACACGGCGGACUGCGCGAGGAGUCGCAUCAAUCACGCGCAAUGCUGCGAGGCUUCACACCUUCGCACUGAUCGGACUCGGCGCGUUUCGUAAGUCAUCGCUGCGUUCCGUCGAUUCCGUCAGUCACUCGGACACUACGUUCCAAUAAAAACCUAUUUUAAAAGCAGCCUUUCCUGUCCCGAGCACAUUUAUCAAUAUCACUGACGCCCCCGGGACCCUCUCCAGCUGUGCCGUCAUAAACCCCGCUGGUUACCGUCACUUUUCAACAUGAUCAACACCUCUUGCCAAGGGUAGUUGAGAGCUAUGGAACCUUCUUGUAAACCCUGUGAACUGGAUAUUUGCUUCUCCAACCUCAAUUAAGAGUCAAAGACAAUUUUCUGUAGUCAAGAUGCAGAUUCUUUCAGCUGUUUUGCUCCUUUUCUGUUUGCACAAGUGUUGUUGGAAGGUCACAUGCAGAAGAGUCCAUAUUCCAGAGGUGGGUCUUGUGGACUGGGGGGAGUUUGAAAACGAGGAGCACCCCUCCCCCAAAAGCGGCAGCCCCCGCGUUCUCAAUCCCCUUCGCCUUUUCACCCGGGGAUCCCCUGGGUUCAAGAGCAACAGGAGGGAGAUUACAUAUUUGGAAAACAUCGAGGACUCUUGGGACUGGUUAUCUAACCAGACGGAUGUCAGAGAGGUGCAGAGCAGGACUAAACGCAGACCAAUCGUGAAAACGGGCAAGUUUAAAAAAAUGUUCGGCUGGGGUGACUUCAACUCCAACAUCAAAACUGUGAAACUAAAUCUCCUCAUUACAGGCAAGAUAGUGGACCACGGCAACGGCACGUUCAGUGUUUAUUUCCGCCACAACUCCACGGGCCUGGGGAACGUCUCCGUAAGCCUGGUGCCGCCUUCCAAGGUGGUGGAGUUUGAGAUCGCCCAGCAGUCCACCCUGGAGACGAAAGACUCGAAAUCUUUCAACUGUCGUAUUGAGUACCAGAAAACAGACCGCAGCAAAAAAACUUCACACUGCAGCUAUGACCCGUCCAACACGUGUUACCAAGAAUCCACGCAGAGCCACGUGUCCUGGCUCUGCUCGAAGCCCUUCAAAGUCAUAUGCAUCUACAUUGCCUUCUACAGCACUGACUAUAAACUGGUGCAGAAAAUCUGCCCAGAUUACAACUAUCACAGUGAAACGCCAUACGCAUCCAUGGGUUAAGAUCCAGUCCAUCCUAGACAGUGAGAACGGUCAACCUCAUUUUCAUCAUAUUUCAUUUGAUUUAGAAGCAAUUAAAAUAAAUCCAGAUGUUUCACAUUAGGCUACACUAUUGGCUUUUGGCUUAAAACGUCCCACAUCCAUCCCAAGGUUUGAGUUCCAUUGGGAAUUUUUUUUUCCGAAAACACAUCUUUCGCUACUGCUCAUGUUAAUA